Vitis vinifera (wine grape) is the source of this 2739-nucleotide messenger RNA. RefSeq lists its product as uncharacterized. The transcript has 3 exons. The record is from RefSeq and is a predicted model, not a curated record. Lineage: Eukaryota; Viridiplantae; Streptophyta; Magnoliopsida; Vitales; Vitaceae. The coding region runs from base 1 to 2739 and encodes 912 amino acids.
AUGGAUUGUGGUGACGUUGCUAGUACAGUACAAAUGGUUCAUGUUAUAGAUGAUGAGUUCAUGACUGACCCAAUGUCAUUUAAAAAAUUGCUUGAAGAUGCUGAAAAACCUUUGUAUCCUGGUUGUAUAAAGUUCACAAAGCUUUCUGCAUUAGUUAAAUUGUACAAUGUGAAGGCACGGUAUGGGUGGUCAGAUAAAAGUUUUUCAGAUUUACUCCAAAUAUUAGGGGAUAUGCUACCGGUCAACAAUGAGAUGCCCUUAUCCAUGUAUGAGGCAAAGAAAACAUUGAAUGCAUUAGGGAUGGAAUACAAAAAGAUACAUGCAUGCCCAAAUGAUUGCAUACUAUACAGGAAUGAGUUAAAUGAUGCAUCUUUAUGUCCUACUUGUGGAACGUCAAGGUGGAAGGUAAACAAAGUUGGGGCAAGAAACACUAAGAGGAUUCCUGCAAAAGUGUUGUGGUAUUUCCCACCCAUCCCUAGGUUUAAGAGGAUGUUUCAAUCUCCCAAAAUAGCCAAAGACCUAAAAUGGCAUGCAAAAGGUAGAGAAAAUGAUGGUAAGCUUCGACACCCAGUGGAUUCCCCAACAUGGCAACUAGUGAACCAAAUGUGGCCUGAAUUUGCUUCAGAUUGUAGGAACCUUAGACUUGCUAUUUCAGCAGAUGGUAUCAAUCCUCAUAGCUCCAUGACCAGUAGGUAUAGUUGUUGGCCUGUUCUCACAAUAACUUACAACCUUCCCCCUUGGUUAUGUAUGAAGAGGAAAUUCAUGAUGUUAUCUUUGCUAAUAUCAGGACCACGACAGCCUGGUAAGGAUAUUGAUGUUUAUUUGGCACCAUUAGUCGAUGAUUUGAAAGCAUUGUGGGAGGUAGGGGUGAAAGCCUAUGAUGCACAUCAACGAGAGUUCUUCACAUUAAAGGCUAUUUUGUUAUGGACGAUUAAUGAUUUCCCUGCAUAUGGGAACUUGUCUGGUUGCACUGUUAAGGGAUAUCAUGCUUGUCCAAUAUGUGGUGAAGAAACAAAUUCACAUUGGCUAAAACAUGGGAAUAAGAACUCAUAUACCGGCCAUAGAAGGUUUCUUCCAUGCAAUCAUCCAUUUAGAAAGCAAAAAAAGGCAUUUAAUGGUGAACAAGAGUUUAGGUUACCUCCAAAAGAACUUACCGGAGAGGAAAUAUUUACAAAAGUUGAUAUGAUUCAUAACUCAUGGGGAAAGAAAAAGAAGGUUAAACAAUGUGAAUCCUUUGCUAAUCCUACAAGUUGCUGGAAAAAGAAGUCUAUAUUUUUUGAACUUGAAUACUGGAAAUAUUUUUAUAUCCGACACAACUUGGAUGUCAUGCAUAUAGAGAAGAAUGUUUGCGAGAGCAUCAUCGGAACCGUGCUUAACAUUCCAGGUAAAACAAAGGAUGGAGUAAAGUCUCGACUUGAUCUUCUCGAAAUGGGCUUAAGGCCUGGCUUAGCACCAACCUUUGGGUUGAAGCGAACUUAUCUUCCCCCUGCAUGUUAUACUCUAAGUAGAAAGGAAAAAAAAAUAGUAUUGCAGACUUUGGCUGAUUUAAAGGUUCCUGAAGGUUAUUGUUCAAACUUUAGAAACCUUGUGUCCAUGGAAGAGCUAAAGCUUAAUGGUCUUAAGUCCCAUGAUUAUCAUGCACUUAUGCAACAACUACUACCAGUAGCAAUAAGAUCUGUGUUGCCUAAGCAUGUCAGAUAUGCCAUUACAAGAUUGUGUUUUUUCUUUAAUGCACUUUGUGCAAAAGUGGUGGAUGUGUCAAGAUUGAAUGAUUUACAACAGGACAUAGUGGUGAUUUUGUGCUUGCUAGAGAAGUAUUUUCCACCUUCCAUCUUUGACAUCAUGCUUCAUUUAACAGUGCAUUUGGUAAGAGAGGUUAGAUUAUGUGGACCAGUGUAUAUGAGAUGGAUGUACCCAUUUGAAAGGUACAUGAAAGUCCUGAAGGGUUAUGUUCGAAAUCAUAAUCGUCCAGAAGGGUGUAUUGCUGAGUGCUAUAUCGCUGAGGAAGCCUUAGAGUUUUGUACAGAGUAUUUAUCGGGCAUGGAUGCAAUUGGAAUUCCUUCUAGUAUGAAAGAUGAAUGGAAAUGUGGGAAACCAUUACUUGGUGGUCGUGCAAUAACUAUUCAUGAUUAUAAAUUGGUGGAGCAAGCACAUCAUUAUGUUCUACAAAAUACAACCAUUGUUUCAGAUGACAUAAGCAAGAAAGAACCUAUUGAAAAGGAACUUAAGUGGCUUGCACAAGGACCAAGACAACAAGUUCUUACGUACCCUGGAUAUAUCAUUCAUGGUUGUCGUUACCACAUCAAGAACCGUGAUGAGGCACGAGUCAACCAAAAUAGUGGUGUUAGUAUUGUGGCAUCGACCAUGCAAAUUGCAAGUUCCAAAGAUAAGAAUCCUGUGCUUGGUGACGUCAAGAAUGGUGUCAAAGUUGAUGAGCUUGGUUUUACAUUAGUUGAUUUGAGCAAGAUAGGACAUAAAUCAGAUCCUUUCAUUUUGGCAACGCAAGCCCAACAAGUUUUUUAUGUAGAAGAUCAAGUUGAUCCAAGAUGGUCUAUUGUAUUAUCAAGGCCAAAAAUGGAGUUGUUUGACAUAGAAGGUGAUGACAACAUAGCCGACAAUUGUAUGGAGCAUCACCCAUUUGCGAAUGAGAUGCCUAAUAUUAAGUCUUUUGAUGAAGUUGAAGAUUAUGAUGAAAUUUGUAUGCGUACUGAUUGUGAGGGGAUUUGGAUUGAAAAUUAA